Molecule: messenger RNA, 1386 nt
Organism: Carica papaya (papaya)
Lineage: Eukaryota; Viridiplantae; Streptophyta; Magnoliopsida; Brassicales; Caricaceae
Source: RefSeq, a predicted model, not a curated record
AUGCUUCUGCACCCAAAUUCACAUGACAACUACACAUUCAACCAUGCCCUGAGGGCAUGCACCUUCGCCCAUGCCCACCACAAAGGCCUUGAAAUCCAUGGCCGUGUCAUAAAAUCAGGUCACUCGUCAGACGUUUUUACGCAGAACACCUUGCUUAAUUUCUACUUAACAGAAGCCGAUGUCACUUCCGCCCGCAAACUCUUCGGCUCCAUAUCGUGCCCGGACGUGGUGUCAUGGACGACUAUCAUUUCAGGGCUUUCGAGGUGUGGGUUUGGCGAAGAAGCAAUUGUUAUGUUCAGGUCGAUGAAUGUAAAACCUAAUUGUUUCACUCUCGUUAGUGUUGUAUCGGCUUGUUCUGGUUUAGAAGCCCACAGGCUUGGCAGAGCUAUUCAUGCCUAUUCCGUGAGGAACUUGGAGGAGAGCAAUGUAUUUUUGCAGAAUGCUUUGUUGGACCUGUACGUAAGAUGUGGGUCUUUGUUCAGCGCGCAGCUCCUGUUUGAGAAAAUGCCUGACAGAGAUAUCGUUUCCUGGACAACCAUGGUGGGUGGCUACGCGCAGAGAGGGCAUUGUGAGAAGGCUUUUGAGGUGUUCCAAACCUUGGUGCGAGGAGGAGAAGCUGAACCAAAUGAAGUCACGUUAGUCAGCAUAUUGACGGCGUGUUCCUCCAUUGGCGCUCUGAGUUUGGGAAGAUGGAUUCACGCGUAUAUAAACACACGGGAAAAUGAUAUUCUGAUGAAUACUUCUGUGGGGAACGCAUUGAUGAACAUGUACGUCAAGUGCGGGAAUGUGAGUGCGACGGUUUCAGUUUUUGACAUGAUGAAAUGCAGCGAUUUGAUAUCAUGGAGCACUGUGAUAAGUGGGUUAGCAAUGAACGGCCUUGGCAAGCAAGUUUUAGAGGUCUUUGCGCUAAUGCUGGUUACCGGGGUUGUCCCGGAUGAUAUAACAUUCGUUGGAUUGUUGUCUGCUUGUAGCCAUUCGGGUUUGGUUGAUCAAGGGGAAAUGUUAUUCAAAGGUAUGCUUCGGUUCUGUGGGACUGCACCACGAAUUCAGCACUACGCAUGCAUGGUUGAUAUGUAUGGCCGAGCUGGGCUUUUAGAGGAAGCGGAGGCUUUGGCUAGGGAUAUGCCUGACAAUCAGCCUGACAGAACUAUUAUGGAAACUCUGUUGAAUGCUUGCAAGGUUCAUGGUGAUGUUUUGGGAGCGAGACUGGAGCUACAAGAUGUUAAAGGAUUUGGUGCCGGUGCUUUUGCAUUACUGUCGAAUACUUAUGCAAGUCUGAAUAGAUGGGAAGAUGCUGGUAGGAUUCGGGAUGAGAUGAGGUGCUGCGGCCUAAAGAAGAUGCCAGGCUGUAGCUGGAUCCAGGUGGAUCUGACAAUGCCGAGAUAG